UUCCAUGUUAAGUUGCAAAGUCUCUUUUUUUAAACCAAUUGUAAUGCUAAUCAUUGAAACAAUACGUAAUUUGUUUUUUUAAUUACAGUAACAUUGAGUCCACAGUAUAUGCAAUAUUGUGAAGAAGAACAAUCACAUUCAUUAUAUAAAUAUAAAUGACUUGGAGUCCUAGUCACAGUAGACACCCCAUUACCCCAUUGUAAUUAAGACCAGUAACCACCAUGAUUAAUUCAUUGUAAUUAAACAAAGCUGCGAUGCCUUGCUCGCCAGAAUAUUAUGAGUAAUAUUCAAAAUGGUCCUUUACAUGGACUUCAUUUGAGGCACAUUUUGUUUUAAGCAUUCUAACAGAUUACAUACUUCAUAACUGAAAUAAAAAUGAAUUAAAACAUAACAUCAGACGUUUUAAGAACCUCAGUUUGAACGUUACAAUUUAACAGGCAAUUAAGUGCUGUAAAUUUACAGAAGGAGAUGGGGCUUGGAUACUAUAGGCCUAGUUGUACAGGAUGAGUCGUAACCCCAGAGCGCCGCGUUUCUGAUUGAAGUGUGAAACUCUCCCAUCUGUGCCUGAUACAACCUGUUGUCGGUGGCGAAGCUUUCCGUGGAUAUAGGCCACAGAGACGUAUUCAAGCCUUUCAUUUCACUUGCACAGUUCUAUAGCCGUUAGUCGUUUCAUCGCUUAUGCGUUUUGGCAUGAAACAGAUCUGGUUUGGUUACAGGAAAGGUGUAACGAUAUAGCGGUUGGCUGAGGCUGGCAUUGGUCUACACUGGCAUAAACAUGCGAACUACAAAAGUGUGUCCGUUAUUCGGUCUCUCUCUCUCUCUCUGUGCGUUUUCAGACCAACUGAGCUGAGCGCGCGUUGUAGUUGUAGCAGCAGCACUGUUUAUAGGAGGUGGGGCGAGGCUUGAGGUUCUGGUGCGCCCUUUCCGCGCGCAGUACCGUUUUUCAGUCAUCAUUCCUUGCUCAUCCCUCGAGCAGUCAGCUCGAGAUAGGAGCAAAAGACUGAGCGAGAGAGAGGAAGUUAUCUCUUCCUCCUAUAUCUGCUGCUUCCCACACAUUUGUCACGUCGUAAUUUAUGGGCUUAGAAAGAGGGAAGAUAAGUUACCCAUUCCAGAAGUGACUUUUUACUUUUUACUGCUGCUGAACAUUUUUUUAUGAUGUCUCGAGUCGCGGAUCUAUCCAAAAUCCGUCAGGAGAGAAUGCGCGAGAUCAGUCUCCGGAAUAAGGAGAAGGAGCGCAUGCGAGAGCUGGAGCGUCAGGCGAGGGAGCGCGAGGCCUGCUAUAGCAACGGCCACCUCUACACCUCCCUCACCGUCUCCGCGACAACCCUCUGUUCUGCCUGCAACAAGAGCAUCACCGCCAAGGAGGCACUCAGCUGCCCCACCUGUAACGUCACCAUCCAUAACCGAUGCCGAGACACACUGCCCAACUGUGCCAAGAUGAAGCAGAGGCAACAGAAGAUGGCAGUGACAAGGACCAGUUCGGCGUACCAGAGUGUGACACUGCGAAACAAGAGCAACAUGAUGAGGGAGCGGCCCAGCUCUGCCAUCUACCCCUCCGACAGCCUCCGCCAAUCGCUGCUCGGCUCCCGCCGCGGACGCUCCUCCCUCUCCCUCUCCAAGAGCGUCUCCACCAAUAACAUCGCAGGGACGAAUGAUGACUCUCCUUUGGGACUGCGCAGGAUCCUCUCUCAGUCAACAGACUCACUCAACUUCAGGAGCAGGACCAUGUCUAUGGAGUCCCUAAAUGAUGACGGGGAGUACUACACGUCUAUGCUGGAAGAGAUGGAGAUCGAGGGGCGGGACUUUGAAGCUGAUUCGUGGAGCACAGCGGUGGACUCUGCCUACUUGCAGACUCACAGGAAAGACGUCAUCAAAAGACAAGAUGUCAUCUACGAGUUGAUCCAGACGGAGUUGCACCACGUGCGUACGCUGCGCAUCAUGGAGGGGGUGUUGCGGCGGGGCAUGCUGGAGGAGGUGCAGCUGGAGCCGGGCGUGCUGAACGUGCUCUUCCCCUGCCUGGAACGCCUGCUGCUGCUGCACCAGCGCUUCCUCGCCCAGCUGCUGCUGCGACGCAACCACUGCCUGCAGCCCGGCAGUCAGCACAACUUCACCAUCCACCAGCUAGGGGAUGUACUGCUCGAACAGUUCUCAGGUCAUAGUGCAGAUGAGAUGAGGAAGACGUACGCUGAGUUCUGCAGUCGCCACAUGAAGGCUGUGAAGCGCUUCAAGGAGCUGUUUGCCCGCGAGAAGAGACUACAGUACUUCAUACGGCGAGUGAGCCGGGGUCCUCUGCUGCGUCGUCAUGGUUACCAAGAGUGCAUCCUCCUGGUCACCCAGCGCAUCACCAAGUACCCCGUCCUGCUCCAGCGCAUCCUCGACAACACUAAGGACCCAGAGGAGUAUGAGUCUCUGUCCCAGGCCCUUACUUCACUGCGGGAGCUGCUCACCUCAGUGGAUGAGCAGGUGGUUGAGCUAGAGCGCAACCAGCGUCUGCAGGAGAUGACGGCCCGGCUGGACCCGCGUGCCGAGGCCAAGCUGCGCUCCGGCGCCCUCUUCAGGCCCGGGGAGUUGUCGCGACGACGCCUCAUCCAUGAGGGCACGCUGCUCUGGAAGACAGCAGGGUCUAGGCUUAAAGAUGUGCAAGUUUUACUGAUGACAGAUAUCCUGGUGUUCUUACAAGAAAAAGAUCAGCGAUACAUCUUCCCCUGUCUGGACAAGCCAGCCGUCGUCUCCCUGCAGAAUCUCCUGGUGCGAGACAUAGCCAAUCAGGAGCGAGGAUUCUUCCUCAUCAGCAGCGAGUCCAGCCCCCCGGAGAUGUAUGAGCUGCACGCCGCCUCCAAGGACGACCGCAACACCUGGAUACGAUCCAUACACCAGGCCGUGCAGAGGUGUCCGUCCAGACAGGAGUUUCCUCUCAUCGAGACAGAAGAUAAGGCUUUACUGCGCAGACUCAAAGCGGACAUCCAGCAGAAGGACCGUGAGGUGCGUGAGCUGCUUCAGGAGCGGGUGACCUUGUUCUCGGACUUCGUGGAGGUCACGGGGGGCUAUGAGGUCAUGCUGCCGCCCAACUCCAGGAACCUCUUCAGGGCCGACACGCCACAGGCCCCCCGCGCAGAGGGGCUGCUCACGGAUGCCAUCGGAGAAGUGGACAAGUUGUCUGAGUUGCUGCUGCAGUCCAGUGUGGAGGUGUCUGUGCCCUGCAGCCCCAAUGGUCACCACAGCCAUAGCCACACAGGGGGACUGCUCAUCAAUGGACAAGAGGUGCUCUUUAACGGUGCCCCAGAAUCCCCGGCUGCUCAUGACCGCAAUGGCAAUCAGAUGGGAGACAGGAAUUCUGGUCAGGAAGUGUCUCAGAGGCUGGUGAAUCUGACUACGCUGCUUCACGCUCUUCAGGCUGCAGUCAUCAAGCAGGAUUCUAUUCUGGAGUUCUACGUGCGUGAGAGUUCCGUGGCCUCUGAAGGUUCCGCUGCUGCUGGCAGUGGCGUACGUGUGGUGCGCUCGCUGUCCCGUGACGGGGUGUCGGAGAUGGGGGGCGUUGGGGAGCUGACGCUGCUUCAGAGGCAGCACAGCCUGCUGCAGGAGGAGCUGGUCAGGCUGCGGGGGGCAGAUGGGAAACUCAAAGACUGUGAGAAGCACCGCGCACAGCUGGAGAAGCAGCUCAAGGAGCUCAAGAGCACCGCCCCGGGGGGCACCGGUGGAACUACAGCGGCGCAUCAGCAGCAACAGUGUCCUGUGCACAGGGAGAGCGAAACAGACCCAAUCACAGACCCCCAGCUGCCCAGCCAGGAGUCCAUGGACCAAUCAGACGGCCUGCAGGGCUGCAGCGACGUUGACAUCAUCUCCGAUGACGACGACGAUGACAUUGUUGGGGACGACGAAGACGUGAAGUUGUCACCGCGGUCAGAGAGUCCACGAGAUCUACAGGACAUUCCAGAAGAGGAGACUCCAGAGCCUCGAGAACUGGAAGUGUCUCACUGCUAAUGGAACAUUCUUGAACAUUCCGGAACAGCCCAGAGAAACAGACUGGAGAAUCCCCAAAAAUAAGACGAUGACGAUGUUCCUUGGGGCUCUAAAGAGAAGCGUUUUAUCCACUUUAUUAUCCAGUAUAUUGAUUCUGUGAUGAUCUUCCUACCGUAGUUUAAUCUAUUUUACGCUCUAGUGUAUGAUCAGUGGCAAUAUGUUAAAAAAAAAACGCUUUUAUGGACCUUCUACUUUUGAUAUUUUGCAUCAUGUACUGUAUGGCUGCAGUGCAAACAUUCAUGGACUAAUGACUGACUAAAGGACAAACCAAAGCUGAAUGUGUGCCAGUGAUGAUGGACUUUCUGAGGAUGGAUUUCCACGACAGCCAUUUUGUGAUAUGGAAUAUCAGGCCUGAUGGCCGCCGGAAGUGCAUUGUGUGGUGCUUUUGUGGACGGAAUACUGGAGAAGAGCAUCAUUUCAUGAACAUUUCAUCUGCCUUUCCUCCUCUUUGUUAACUUUGGAUUAUUUGUAGUGCUUUAAAGACUGUAACGAUAUGGAAUAGAGUUACGGUCCUGCUGAAUACAUUGAUCCGGGUAGGUUUGGAUGUUUUUUUCUUUCUUUUGAUGUUGCACGAAGAUAUUGUACUGUAAAUACAUUUCAGUAGAUUGCUUCAUGCUGUAGUAUGUAUAAGUGUGCAAGCGUGCACACGUACACACACACACACACACACACACACACACACACACACACACACACACACACACACACACACACACACACACACACACACACACACACACACACACACACACACACACACACACUUCCUUACAUUUCUGAUCAGCUCUUAAUUUCUGAAGUAAUGCCAAUAAGUGAUAUAAAUCUGGGAGAUGCUAUUGUUUUAGAAGUUGAUUGUUGACUUUUAUUUAUUUAUUAUUAUACCUACAACAUUUCAGUUAGUAGAAAAUCUCCCGCAAUCUUGUCCACAACAAAUUCUCUACAUGGGAGGUAAGCCAUAAAUGAACUGGGGAGUUACAAUACAGUGACUGAAGAAGUAGGGGCCAAAGGCAAUAGAUUAGAACUUGUAUAGCUGCGGGUUGUAAUGUUGAUACUGUACAUUUACACCAAAAGCUGCCAAAAGUAGAGUUAGAAUGGUAAAACAAAAUGGUUCACAACAUUUCAUCUGGUUUAUUACCAGUGGUGGAACAAUUGCACACAGGGCCACGGAGGGGAGACUGAUAGGGCCCCCUAUACAAUCUACCAAGGUCGCAAUAGGGCCCCUACCACCAAUAUAGAUGGACCCUGGGCGCCAGGCCAGAUGUCCUGGUUGCUCACUCUAUAGCUCCACCCUUGUACAUUAGUGUAAUAUAAACAAUUCUACACUUCUUGAGUUGUUGUUGUGUAGUGUCUAGUUGUAGUACACAUAGAAAUUUAACUUUAGUAUGACGUUCAGCUGCCUUCAACUGGCUUUUGAUAGUCAGUACUGAUUACAAUGCUGCUGCUUACUGCUCUCACCUCAUCUGGUAACCAAAAGACUUUCAUCAUCCUCCUGUCCUCAGUAGCUCUUGGUGUGAACAUACAGUUGAACAACAGGUGAAAUAUACAGGUGUCAGGUAGGGCUAUUCCCAACUGAUCAGGGAAAACAUUCAUUUUUAAAAUAGUUUUGUGAAGAAAAAAAAACUAUAAGUCUUUAAGUGCAGUUCGUGAAAAGCAGUUCGUAGAAAACAAAUCUAUAAGUGCUGUUUGUGAAGAUGCAAGAGUGUGAGUAAAAAGAUGUUUUACAGAUGGAAAAAUAUACUCUGAUCAGUCAACGACUGGCCUGCACACAUUAAUCAAUGCUGGUGACUUAGGACAUGAAUCGAGUUCCUUUACUAUAAGCGAACUCUUUUCGCAAUCUUUAAAUUUGUUUUUGUUUGUUUUCUUUCCUUUGUUUUGCUAAAUAUUUCUGAUAUGAAUAGACUUGAUGCUUGUGCCAUAUUUAUAUCUCUGAGUCUGUGCCACUUUUUAAGCGUGUGAGCCCAACCAACCACCGGAAGCCUUGUCCUUUCUUCUUGUCCCUCUUCCUUCUUGUUCUUCUUACUUGCCUCUUCCAUGUGAUUUGAAUGACUGCUCUGUGACUAAUAAUGAUUAUACAAUUUUAAUGUCUGCUUUGUACGAUUGCAGGAAUAUAUUAAGGUUCAGCUGUCAUUCAGGAAUGAUUAAAGAAUUUUAAGCCUUGCUGCGAUGACUCAGUGGAAUGGAUGGGGGUGUACUGUUUGUGUCGUGAAAUGGCUCUCCUUUCUAUUCUAAGGCUCUUGUCUGUGCUAUGGUUUGCUUUGCCAGCCCCGGCUGUCCUGUCAGCCACAACUUAAUACACAGGCAGGAUUGCUAUUCUGUGCUGAAAGGACUAUAUCAGGCUGCGCUACUCAUCGUAUUAUUUACCACUGUUGAAAGCCCACAGCAGUUGCCAUAAUAGCACAAUACAGACUACGGUGCAUACAGACUUCUUCUUUCUCUCCCUUUUGAUAUUUUAAACUAUUGAACCAGCCCACACAGAAGAGGUAUAAAACUUGUAUAAAAGUUAAUAAAUAAAUAAAAUAAAUUCAUAUACU
Molecule: messenger RNA, 6551 nt
Organism: Engraulis encrasicolus (European anchovy)
Lineage: Eukaryota; Metazoa; Chordata; Actinopteri; Clupeiformes; Engraulidae
Gene: arhgef2a
Product: Rho guanine nucleotide exchange factor (GEF) 1a
Exons: 23
Coding region: 1153-3981 (942 amino acids)
Biological process (GO): actin filament organization; regulation of Rho protein signal transduction; cell morphogenesis
Cellular component (GO): cytoskeleton; ruffle membrane
Molecular function (GO): microtubule binding; guanyl-nucleotide exchange factor activity
Source: RefSeq, a predicted model, not a curated record